AGGUGGGUGAAUAGCUCUUUAGAAUGGACGCUCCUAAUUUAGAAGCUCUGCUCGGCUCCAGUCUAACAGCGGAGCUUCUUGCGAGGGCCGGCGGGCUGCUGCGGCUCAGCAAGCUGAGUGACGCAGCGCUUCGUCUCAUGGGCAGUGAGGACUUCCAGAGCGUGGCGAGCAGCUCCCGUGCGAAGAAGCUGCAUGCGGGUUUGCUGAUGAAAGCGCCCGUCUUCACGGACGCUUUCGGUGACGAGGAGGCGGCCGACACGACGGAGUUGAAGGCGGCGCAGAAGGGAAUGGCGCAGCUGGGCCGUAAGUGUGCGCUGGUGGCGAAGGCGGAUGUCGCAGGCGCCUCGCCGGACGGCGCGUUGGGCGAGUCGGAGAGGGAGAAGCUGCGGACGGCCUUUGGGCGACUGUGUGCGGAGGGCAAGGUGGCGGCCGAGGACACGCAGGCCCUCGCCGUGCCUUUUGUGUACGUCCGCGGUGACGUCGUCAAGCACAAGCGCGGUGGGCAGAAGGAGCGUAAGCGGCGCGAGGCGCAGAACGAGCAGCCCGGUGUGGUGGAGCAGGCGACGCGGCGGGUGAAGAUGGGCGUGAGCGAGGAGGAGCAGGUGCGCCAGCUGCUGCAGAGUGAGGUGAUCCGUACCGAGUUCGCGAAGCAGCGGGAGAAGGAGCUGCAGAGGGAGAUGCGAAAGCGGGGGAGGGAGGAGACCCACGACGAAUACGAUGACCUGAUCAAUAUCGCCCUGUAA
This is a messenger RNA of Leptomonas pyrrhocoris, 743 nucleotides long. RefSeq lists its product as hypothetical. Gene Ontology annotation, biological process: spliceosomal tri-snRNP complex assembly; mRNA splicing, via spliceosome. The transcript has a single exon. Lineage: Eukaryota; Euglenozoa; Kinetoplastea; Trypanosomatida; Trypanosomatidae. Gene Ontology annotation, cellular component: U4 snRNP; U4/U6 x U5 tri-snRNP complex; precatalytic spliceosome. The record is from RefSeq and is a predicted model, not a curated record. The coding region runs from base 24 to 743 and encodes 239 amino acids.